Molecule: messenger RNA, 2515 nt
Organism: Lingula anatina
Lineage: Eukaryota; Metazoa; Brachiopoda; Lingulata; Lingulida; Lingulidae
Source: RefSeq, a predicted model, not a curated record
UUCCCGGCUGCAGCACGGCAGACAGAGUGUGUUCUCAGAUCACUUCACGUUCCUGUAAACUAUUCUUGGUUCUAACCUUUCUCCGUCUCACAGCUGCGGCAGGAAUUGAUACAUCUAGCGGCAGAAGAGAGUCACAGAUAUUGUAGAGGAUAUCAUAAACGUGCUGAAGUUUUAUCUCGGAAGAUAAAGGAAGACUUAAUUUCACGUGCUCGUGUCAAUGAUUUAAAGUGACAACAUGAAGUUGUCACGAAGUGUCGUCAUCUUUCUCGUGCUGAGUGUGCUCAUCAUUGGGUGUGCAGACAGCAGAAAACGCAGGCGAAAUCUCUUCAAACGAUGGAAGAACUUCAAGAGUGACAGGGCCAUCAGUCGGUACUUGAAGUGGUAUCGUACAGACUCCAUGUUGUGGAAGUGUAGGAACGCCAUUAAGAGGUACAUGGACUGGGGCAAGGAACCCAUGUCUUCACUGGAGCUGUACUGUGAAGUCCUGGGGACAGUGAAGUCCUUGGAUUGGUACCACAACGGGAACAAGCUCAACCUAGGUGGAAGGUACGUGUUGAUUGCUUUUCCUCAUUAUCGCAAGGGGCGUUACUUCUCCAAAUGGCUGGACUUUCGUCUGCGGAUGUAUUUCCCCACAACCGAGGACUCUGGCAUCUACACAGUGAGACUACAAGGCCCAUCUGGGAAGACACAUGAACAGAAUAUAUUUGUGGACAUUUCAAAGUUCAAGACAGCCAAUCAAGUGACAAGUAAAGCCAAAACCUGGUGGAAACCCAAAGUGUCCGCAAAGACAUCAACUAAUAAAAACUCGGUCACAAAGAUUUAGAAAUUGUACAGUUAAUAGUUACAGUAUGAAGAUACAGCAGUGGAAUGGUCAUAAUUAUGAAACAGUUAUGGUGCUGGACAUUUUUAGCCCAUAAUCAUGAUCAGUUGCUUCUUGAUUCGUAUCAGCCAAAAAGAACCACAAUCUAGCAUCGAAUCAUGGCUAAUAUAUAUGCUGUUGAAUUUCCAACGUUAACAGCAUUUUCUAACAUGGCCAUCUGUACAAAUAUACGAAUUAGUAAAAGUUUGGUACAUAGCCUUAUCACUGAGCAACUUUGAUUGGUCAGUUUCUGUACCUGGAGCAUUUCUGUCUUGUGAUUGAACGACAGAGUUGACCAUUUUUGAAGAGAAGUGCAAAUUUUAUAUUUUGUUGCAUUUUUAAGUUCUGGAUUUUCAGUAUUUAUUUUUUGUUUACGUUUUUCAACUUCAUGCUUUCUUUUCUUUUGCAAAAUUUUAAUUGGCAAAUGAAAGAAAACGCAAACUAAAGAAGUUGUUGUUAUCAGUAAUUGUAAAUGAAGCACUUUCUGCUGAUCUGACAAGUCCAGGUGUCUUCAGUGCAGGAAAUGCUGUUUGUAGUACACAACCUGUGUGACAGAAAUAUAUUGUAAAUUGUACACAAAAUACUGUAAAUAGUUUAAUCUAAAUUAAUAUUGAUGUGAAGCAUAUAUUCACUUUAUAUAUUGUAAAAAUAAUAAGAAAAAUAAUAUCACUGAUGGAAAUUUGUGGAUGUUAUAUUGGGAGUGUGGUUUGAUUUGAUUUAUCUGUAGAUAGUUCAACAAGGAUGUCACACAAGAAUAUUUUGAUAGUUGUGUACUGCAACUUUUAAAACAACUUCUGUUGAUUGAUACAAAAGUUGGAUGUAAAUUUGGAGUGUGGCAGGUUUUGGCACCCAGGGUCUACAUCAGACUUGUACACAGAGUGAUGGGUGUUUUUUAACAUGAAGUGUAACAUUACAUUUGGAAUACAGGCAUUGUAUCAGUUAUUUUAAAAUGUGUAUAUACAAUAAGUAAUAGCUGACCAUGACAACAACUCUUUGUUGAUCACCAUCUUUUGUUGUACAGUAGAAGCUCAGAUUCCAGAUAUCACAUCAGUCUUUUUAAUCUGGGUCUCAGAUUAAGUAACUCUUUAACUUACCAAAGAUAAUUUACAACUUGGCAUUGAUUUAUUUCAAAAUGUUACAUUAAUGUAAUGUUCUUUUUAAUUUUUACAAGCACGUAUCUUGUUUGCGUUACAUAAUACAAAAGCCUUGGAUAUAUGUACAUAGUUAAUCAUGACCGUUAACCCUUUGUCACUGUUCAACAUCCCACAUAUUUACACUUCCUCUCAAUGGCUGGCAGUUUUAAACAACACGGAUUGAAAGGGUUAAUUUGUUCUUUCACUUAUUACAAUAGUCUGACCUUAAUAUCAUUUAUUACAAUAUAUUAUAAUUUAUGUUCAAGACUUAACUUACAAAAUAGCCUAACUGUUAAUUAUUCCCCUAUACAAUUGCACUUUCCUAUGAUAUGGCAUUAUGACAAUUCAAGGAACUGUCAUAGUUCCUGUUACUGGUGGUUAAUGUUAAUACUUCCCCCACUGCUGUUCCCAGCUGUGUUAUGUUGUCACAGAAUAAAUCAGUAUUACCUAAACUUGACAUAGUUUUCAUCUUGUUCAUAAACAAGCAUAUUUACUUUUGCCUUGUCCUAUGUGAAACAUCAGA